Molecule: messenger RNA, 1302 nt
Organism: Lodderomyces theae
Lineage: Eukaryota; Fungi; Ascomycota; Pichiomycetes; Serinales; Debaryomycetaceae
Gene: VPS4
Product: AAA family ATPase
Exons: 1
Coding region: 1-1302 (433 amino acids)
Biological process (GO): endosomal transport; vacuole organization
Molecular function (GO): ATP binding; ATP hydrolysis activity
Source: RefSeq, a predicted model, not a curated record
AUGUCGGGAGCAUCUGAUUUCUUAAGCAAAGGUAUCGACUUGGUACAAAAGGCAAUAGAUGCCGAUACUGCCACAAAGUACGAAGAGGCGUACAAACUAUACUACAACGGUCUUGAUUACUUGAUGUUGGCCAUCAAGUACGAAAAGAACCCCAAGUCGAAAGAGCUUGUUAAAUCUAAAUUCACGGAGUAUUUAACCCGAGCAGAGCAGUUGAAAGACCAUCUUGAAAAGCAACAGAACAAAUCAAACUCCGCUGAAAGCUCUGCCAAUGGAUCUACCAAGGCAAAGAAGUCUGGUAGUGGUGACGAUGAUGACGAUAGUGAUACAAAAAAACUAAGAGGGGCUCUUGCGGGUGCAAUCUUAUCCGAAAAGCCAAAUGUCAAGUGGUCAGAUAUUGCUGGGCUUGAAGGAGCAAAGGAAGCAUUGAAAGAGGCCGUCAUUUUACCAGUCAAAUUCCCACAACUAUUUGUUGGAAAUAGAAAACCUACAUCUGGUAUUCUAUUGUAUGGUCCACCCGGUACAGGUAAGUCCUACUUGGCCAAGGCAGUUGCAACAGAGGCGAACUCGACCUUUUUUAGUGUUUCGUCCUCUGAUUUAGUUUCAAAGUGGAUGGGUGAGUCGGAAAGACUUGUUAAGCAAUUGUUUACCAUGGCAAGAGAAAACAAGCCAUCGAUCAUAUUCAUUGAUGAAGUGGACGCUUUAUGUGGACCGAGGGGAGAAGGUGAGAGUGAAGCUUCUAGAAGGAUCAAAACAGAGUUGUUGGUCCAAAUGAAUGGUGUUGGAAAUGAUUCACAAGGAGUGUUGGUGUUGGGAGCCACAAAUAUUCCCUGGCAAUUAGAUGCAGCUAUAAGAAGACGGUUCGAGAGAAGAAUUUACAUCCCAUUACCUGAUGUAGAGGCGAGAUCAAGAAUGUUUGAAAUCAACAUUGGUGAAGUUCCUUGUGAAUGCUCACCUCAUGACUAUAGAACGUUGGCAGAAAUGACUGAUGGAUAUUCAGGGCAUGAUGUUGCAGUGGUUGUUAGAGACGCUUUGAUGCAGCCAAUUAGAAAGAUCCAACAAGCUACACAUUUCAAACCUGUUUUGGAUGACGAUGGGAAGGAGAAGUUGACUCCAUGCUCGCCUGGAGAUGCCGACGCAAAGGAGAUGAGCUGGAUGGAGAUAGAAACGGACCAGUUGAAGGAGCCGUCUUUAACGAUAAAAGACUUUAUCAAGUCCAUCAAAAGUAAUAGACCUACAGUUAAUGAAUCUGAUAUAGCCAACCAUGUUAAAUUUACUGAGGACUUUGGUCAAGAGGGUAAUUGA